AUGGCACUUAUUGAUCCUGCAAUGGACGACGACUCUAUGACAGAACCUCAAACCGUAGAAAAACCUUUUAAAUGUAACCUCUGUGACUAUCGAGGCAGGCAGAAAUUUUAUCUUCAGUCACACAUGCGCACUCACACUGGAGAAAGACCCUAUAAAUGUGAAAAGUGUGAUUACUCGGCGACCACUAACGGUAACCUGACAGUUCACAUGCGCACCCACACUGGGGAGCGGCCCUUUAUCUGUAGUUUGUGUGAUUACUCAGCCAAAACAAAGAGCUGCAUUGCAGUUCACAUGCGCACCCACACUGGGGAGAAACCUUAUCAGUGUAAAAAGUGUGAUUAUUCAACAGCCAGACAAGGAAGGUUGAAAAUUCACGAUCGUACUCACACCGGAGAGAAACCUUUCGAGUGUAAAAAGUGUGAUUUUUCAGCUACCAACAGAUCAGCGCUGAAAUCACACGAACGUACUCACACUAUGGAAAAGCCGUUUUGUAACUACAGAGGGAUUGAUACGGGGGCGUUACGAAUUCAUGUGGCCCAUACACAUUCGGACGAGAGGCCGUUUGGAUGCGAACAUUGUGAUUACAGAGCCAAGGUGAAGAAGAAGUUAAACCAUCACGAGGAGAGAAGACAGAGAAGAACAAGUAAAACGAAAGAUAAAGUAGAGAUAAAGAUACUCUGGUAG
Messenger RNA from Bolinopsis microptera, 684 nucleotides. Its product is annotated as zinc finger protein 513-like. The record is from RefSeq and is a predicted model, not a curated record. The coding region runs from base 1 to 684 and encodes 227 amino acids. The transcript has 3 exons. Gene Ontology annotation, molecular function: RNA polymerase II cis-regulatory region sequence-specific DNA binding; DNA-binding transcription repressor activity, RNA polymerase II-specific. Lineage: Eukaryota; Metazoa; Ctenophora; Tentaculata; Lobata; Bolinopsidae. Gene Ontology annotation, cellular component: nucleoplasm. Gene Ontology annotation, biological process: regulation of transcription by RNA polymerase II.